This is a messenger RNA of Diachasma alloeum, 453 nucleotides long. Its product is annotated as cellular nucleic acid-binding protein homolog. Bases 78 to 323 code for a protein of 81 amino acids. The transcript has 2 exons. The record is from RefSeq and is a predicted model, not a curated record. Gene Ontology annotation, molecular function: nucleic acid binding; zinc ion binding. Lineage: Eukaryota; Metazoa; Arthropoda; Insecta; Hymenoptera; Braconidae.
AGUAACAAGGAAAGCUAUAGGUGUGGGCUUGACUUUUGGCGAGUUGAAAAAUUGCGAUAUUAGAAGAAGAAGCUACAAUGACAAAUGAGCUCUCAGAUUCUGAUAUUAAAACUGCUAAUUAUGCACAGCACAAGGGGCCAAGGUGUUUUGCGUGUCAGGCAUAUGGACGCAAGGGACCAGACUGUCCCAAUAAAGGGAAAGGAUACUUGUGCUACAAGUGCAACCAGUUUGGGAAUCACAAGGCGAGGGAUUGCCCAAACAGAAUUCACAAUGACUCUGCACCAAGUGGUUCAGGAUACUCUAAACAGACUCCAAGGAAGUAACUGAUUAGGCGAGAUGGAAACUGAGGAGUUAAAACCAACUGAAAUUACCUGACAAGAAUACUGAGGCGAGAUAAAGUUACCAAAAAUAAGAAUAAGAAAUUUUGUGAUUAACGAGAAUAGAAUACUAGGA